Messenger RNA from Nicotiana attenuata, 1034 nucleotides. Its product is annotated as pentatricopeptide repeat-containing protein At4g35850, mitochondrial-like. The transcript is spliced from 7 exons. Bases 192 to 842 code for a protein of 216 amino acids. The record is from RefSeq and is a predicted model, not a curated record. NCBI's taxonomy places the organism in Eukaryota, Viridiplantae, Streptophyta, Magnoliopsida, Solanales, Solanaceae. Gene Ontology annotation, molecular function: protein binding. Gene Ontology annotation, cellular component: mitochondrion.
ACCUGAUGUCAUUUCCACUCCGGUAACCAAGUCGAGGAAGACAUAGGGUGCACAGAAUAAUCGAACCUCACCUCUAUACGAAUGCCACGUAGUCAUCUCGGUGCAAAACCUCGAGGCCCAGGGUUUAAUUGAGAUGCACACUUUCUCCAAUAGUAAGUCGACACUCAGUGUUCUCAGUUGAUGCUGCAGCCAUGAAACUCCUUCCAACCCUCUCUGGACCCAGAAAUCUACUGGUUCGAACUUUAGGGCGUCGAUACUUCGCGGUCACACCGGAAGAAUACGCCAAGAGAAACUACGCUAACAAUGAGGCUGAAUACAGCACUGUUAUUAUCUCUCUUACUGCUCAGCGAAGGCAUUAUUUGUUGAGGGAUGUUUAUGAUGACAUGAUGCCGGAUGGUGUAAAGCCAGAGAGAGAUACAUUACAUUCACUUCUUAUUGGGACAAUGAAAGGUGCUCACUUGCAAGAUGCUUUCUUUUUCCGCGACGAAAUGAAAACCAUGGGCUUGGUCCCUGAUGUUGCUUUGUACAAUUUCAUGAUAUCUACAUGUGGAAAAUGUAAAAAUUCGGAACAAGCAGUAAGGCUUUUGGAAGAAAUGAAGAGAUUUGAAGUCAAGCCUACUGGACAGACCUAUAUCUGUCUCCUCAAUGCGUGUGCAGCUGCUGGUCAGGUAGAUAGAGUGUAUGCAAUUGUUAGCGACAUGACUGCUGCUGGUCUUGGUCUUAAUAAAUUCUGCUAUGCUGAACUUAUAGCUGCUCACAAGAAUAAGGAACCUGUCACUGAUGAUGUAGCUUCCAAGAUCAAACAUUUGAUGUCCGAAGACCAAUCCUUGAUGAAAGUGUAGAGCAAGUUGAAGUACAAGAGGUUUAUGUUUUGUUAGGGAUGGUUUAAAGACACUGUACAUAUGCUGCAAUGUUAUGUUUCUCUUUUAGGAAUUAUUAAAAAUGAGGUAAUACGAUUCAGAUUGGUUUCUGUUAAAUAUGAUACUUUAGUUCUUCGUAUUAACAAAAAUGUCAAGUAUUUGAUUUGUUUUCGA